Molecule: messenger RNA, 2326 nt
Organism: Strongylocentrotus purpuratus (purple sea urchin)
Lineage: Eukaryota; Metazoa; Echinodermata; Echinoidea; Camarodonta; Strongylocentrotidae
Gene: rrp36
Product: ribosomal RNA processing protein 36 homolog
Exons: 10
Coding region: 92-847 (251 amino acids)
Biological process (GO): maturation of SSU-rRNA from tricistronic rRNA transcript (SSU-rRNA, 5.8S rRNA, LSU-rRNA)
Cellular component (GO): 90S preribosome; nucleolus
Source: RefSeq, a predicted model, not a curated record
GAAUAGCUUCGAAGAUCAGAAAAUCUCUUUUUCUCCACAUUUGUCCAAGCUCAGUCCCUCCGUCAAAGCAAAGUUCUGUACUUAAACAAGAAUGUCAAGAAAGAAUUCCCAAAGCCCCCUGAAAGGCCAUCAUGGACCUGGAAAGAGAGUUAAGAGACAAUCUGAUGUUGGUAAACUGAAAGCUAUCAGACAAGAACUGUCAGAAGUCUCAUUUGGCGAGCUACAGAAAUUGCAAGAGAAAAUUGGAUCCAAAAAGUAUCAUGAAGCUCUAUUUGGCAAACAAAAGGAGAAAUCCCAGGAAGCAUCUAAACCAUUUAAACGAGCAAAUAAGAACAGACCACGUGAACAGUCCUCUAAGAAGCAAGUGACAAGAUACAGGAAUGUGGUAGAAGUCAAGAAACAGAUGGCCAGAGAUCCUCGGUUCGAUGACUUAUCAGGAGAUUUCAGGGAAGAAACAUUUGACAAGAAUUAUGAGUUUCUCUCUGAUAUCAAGGAAAGAGAAAAACAGGAAUUGGAGAAGUCCAUGAAACAAACAAAGGAUCCGCAGAAACAACUCAAGAUUCAAAGAUACCUCUAUAAAAUGGAACAACAAGAAAGGGCAAAGAACAAGAAGGAUACUGCCAAGGAGUUGGAAAAGAAGUACAUGAAAAAAGAGAAGGAUCUUGUGAAACAAGGGAAGAAACCUUUCUUCCUCAAGAAAUCUGACAAGAAGAAGUUGGAGCUAGCAGAGAAGUUUAAAGCAUUGAAGAGCAGUGGGAAGGUGGAUAACUACCUCGCAAAACGGCGGAAGAAAAACGCCCAGAAGGACCGGAAGAAGAUGCCAUCCCUUGUUCAUGAUGAGAGCUGAGUGUAAAAGAACAAAAUGAUGUGUGAACUAUGUGUGUGCAUGUCCGACGAUGCUGCUCAUCUAGCUCUGUUAGGAGAAGGAGGAAGUGAGGUCUCUGAUCAUUACACAUGCUACAUGUCGGAGAACUAUCAAAGGACUAGGGAGGCAAAGAGUGAUAAAGUGCUGACAUUCACUCCAUAUUAAUACACCAAGUGCAAGACUGAGAUAUGGAGUGCACUUUGAAGACGCUGAAAAUUUUAUGAGAUUUCAGAAUUGUUGCAUUGGCAACACGUCCAAGUCAUUUGAACUUGAUUCAACGCCUCACUCUCCUUAGCUUUGCAAUCAAACUGGUGAAGUUGUUACGUCACUGGACUAUGGAUCGAAUGGUCCGAGGUUUGAGUCCUAGGUGUUGCACUCCUGUUGUUUCCAAAACAUCAACAUACAUUGCCACUUCAAUCUAGGUGUAGUAAAUGAGUACCUGGUAAUUCUGUUAAUGCUUUCAACACCUUAGGGCAGCUCUGAUGAAGCCAGGGUGAUAGGAGUGUUACUUUGUCUCUCAUGCAACCAAAACAUACCACUUCAAGUACCUAUUAAAUAACAUAUUAUAUUAACUAACUUUAUACCACUUUAUUACUAGUAAUUCUGUCACUUUAUUGUAAUAUUGUAAUUUGUUAUUAUUGUAUCGUAAUUAUACAAAUCUCCUGUGAAUAUUGUAAUUCUAUUUAAUCUAUUUUAAUAAAACACAAAAUUAAAAAUACAAAAUUAAGCCACUUUACAACCAUCCCCAUACAAGCACAUGGACAUUUUUAUUUGUGCUCAUUUUUAUUUUGUAAACAUUUGACACACAAAUACUAAGUAUAACAAAUACUUACUACUUUCCUUUCUAAAUAACUCAAAAAAAAUGCACAUAUUAUUUAACACAUAAUCACACACGUAUUAACUAAAUAUAGUAUGCAUUUUGCAAUUUUAUAAACAUACCUUACUUGCACAUUCUGUUCACAAAUCAUCACAAUUUCUCAUCAAUUACGAAAAGCAAACUUCUGCAUAAAGCCAACAAAAUAAUAUUUUCUUAUUAAAAUCCUUUAUCAAAUCGUAACAGAGACCAAAACAAAUUAUGCAUGAUAAAUAGAUCCUUUUAUAAAGACAGACCACCUCAUUCUUCAAGUGACAAAUUCAUUUCUUAUUUAUUAUAAAAUGGGUUCUAGAUGUAGCCAAUUUGUUCAAAUGACAUGGCUGUGUGCUUUCUUUGCUCCGACACCUGCAUGCAAAAGAGUUUCCAUAGAAAAUGAUAAUACAUGGCAGACAUAUGCGUAUACGUACGCUUUAUGUGUAUCACUGGCGAGUUCAAAGUAAUAACGUGAUGUAAUGCAUGUAGUUUCAUAUGGCAAGGACAUUGAUGCACACAAUGAGAGGAGUUUGAUACAUUUGGCUGUGCUUAUGUGAUGUCAUUCAAUAAAGCAAAUGUUCACAUCUAUGACUGUGCAACUCUUAUCAUUAUGA